Molecule: messenger RNA, 1230 nt
Organism: Anisakis simplex (herring worm)
Lineage: Eukaryota; Metazoa; Nematoda; Chromadorea; Rhabditida; Anisakidae
Source: the annotation of a GenBank genome assembly
AUAGCAUUAGAUCCAUCGAAAAGUUUUGGCAUAGCGAUUAGUGUGAACGCUGAGCAAACCAAAAGCACUAUUCUGAAAGCUCUGAUUCAUAUACCAGAAACUUUACUGUUGUCUGAAAUGACUCAUGAAGUUUGCGAGAUACUGCCAGUUCCAAUCGUUACAAAAGAAAUUGCAGAGGAUCUCAACUUUCCAAAGGUCGAGCUUCACCUACAUUUAGAUGGCGCCGCACGUCAUGAAACUCUAUUGGACCUUUCUCUAGAGAAGGGAAUCAGCCUUAAAGGUGCAAAAACGGUUGAAGAAGUGCGUCGAGUUGUGACCGUGCACAAACCAUCGAACCUGGCUGAUAUGCUCACCCCAUUCGAUAUAUUUCUGCCUGUUAUGGUUGGUGAUAAAGACGCAAUCGAGCGAGUGGCCUAUGAGUUAUGUGAAGACCAAUCAAAAGUGGGGGUGAUCUAUUUCGAGGCGCGUUACUCACCACAUCUUCUGUCGAAUACUGUCGAUAAUCUGACGGCGAAAUCACCUGCGGGUGCAUUCAAAGGCAAGGGACCUUUAGAACCUCGUGGUGUCAUUGAGGCAGUGAAGCGUGGAUUUGACCGAGGUGAGACGGCAUUCGGCGUUAAGGCACGCUCAAUUCUGUGUUGCAUAUGCGGAUAUCCUGACUGGAACAACGAAGUGCUAGAAUUGGCAAAAUCCUCUUCACUACUUGGUGUCGUUGGCAUCGAUGUGGCUGGAUGUUCGCAAGGUGCAGACGAACAGUACGAGCCGAAUAUUUUGGGCGUUUUUCAGACGGCAGCAAAACUCGGGAUUCAUAGGACAAUGCAUGCUGGUGAGAGUGGAGGAGUUAAAGAAGUUGUAAAGGCAAUUGAUGAAAUGAAAGCCGAACGAAUAGGACACGGUUAUCGCUUGGUGUUGGAUGAAGGUGAGUAUCGAAAGUACGCGAUCGAGAAACGAAUCCACCUCGAGACGUGCCCAUAUUCAUCCGUCAUGACCGGAUCUGUCAAACUCGACUGGAAAAAUCAUCCUAUCGCUAGAUUCGCAGCGGACGAUAUCAACUUUUCGAUAAAUACCGAUGACACGACAUGUUUUGAGAACACAUUACUCACCGAAUAUGAACUCGCCCGUAAAGAGAUUGGACUGACCAAAAGGCAACUCUGGAAAUGCGUAAGCACUUUUAGGCAGUGCCAUUCACUCAAUGAUAGCUCUACAGACAUUAUCUAUGCGCACUUAUAG